UUUGGGAUAGAAAGUUAUUUUGGAAAACUGAAAAGUUGUAAAUUAUUGUGAAAAUAUUGUUAAUCAAUCUUUAUUCUGUAUGGUUUGAAUUUAUUUAUUUGUCAAGCUUUUUUGACAAAUAAUUGCAAGCUUAAUUCAUAACUCAUUUCGGGAAGCUUUGAAAUACACUUAAAUUGUAAUACAUAAGCUGGAGUAUCGUAUAUUUUAAUCGUUUUGCAAUAGCUUUUUCUUCUAUUAACCCCACUCCGUACCGCGCAGUUACGUACUAGCAAAGCUAGAUAACUAAUCUCUAUUGAAAGACUUCUUGUUGAACAAGCUUCCAUUCACAAUCGAACAAGCAGCGUUAUCAACCCUACGUCAUGUAUCAUGUAAUGUUUAGCGAUAAAACAAUCACCUCCAAAACAUUGCUUUCCCAUCAACUGAUUUGUCCAGCCAGAAGCUAUAAAACGGAUGCAACUUCUACGUGUUGGUCCAGUCCCCCCCGUAAUCGGGUGUCGUUAACCUUGUCCAAUAAAAUGAAGACCUUAGUGCACUUGGGUGUGAUACUACUGUUGGCGGUCGUAUUGACCUCCAACCCGGUGGUAGGUCAACACGAUCCACACUUUGUCCGUGGCCACAGCACCAUAGUGCAUCUGUUCGAGUGGAAAUGGAGCGACAUUGCCGAUGAGUGUGAGCGUUUCCUCGGGCCCAAGGGUUACGGUGGUGUGCAGCUGUCACCGGUAAACGAGAAUAUCGUUAUUCGAUUGGACGACGGUUCCCGACCAUGGUGGGAACGUUAUCAGCCAAUUUCGUAUAAGCUGGAAACCCGCUCCGGCUCGGAAGCUCAAUUUGCCGAGAUGUCCCGCCGUUGUAAUGCGGCCGGCGUGCGUCUCUACGUGGACAUAAUCAUCAACCACAUGGGUGCGACGCAACCCGUUGAGCCGGCUAUUGGUACGGGUGGCUCCACGGCCAUACCCUCGGAUCGUCAAUUCCCCGCCGUACCUUUCGGGUGGCCCGACUUCAACCCGCCAUGUGACAUCAACGAUUGGGGCAAUCCGAUCGAGAUCCGCAACUGCGAGCUGGUUGGAUUGCACGAUCUUAACCAAGGUGUACCGUGGGUUCGCGAUCGUAUCGUUGACUUCCUGAACCAUCUGAUCGAGCUCGGUGUUGCCGGGUUCCGUGUGGAUGCCGCUAAACACAUGUGGCCUGCAGAUCUGGAGGUGAUCUUCGGACGUCUGAACAAUCUGAACACCGCGUACGGCUUUGCUCCCGGCUCGAGAGCGUUCCUCGCGCAAGAAGUUAUCGAUAUGGGUAGCCACGAGGCAGUCCGUAAGUUCGAGUACACCCAUCUCGGCACGGUCACUGAGUUUAUGUUUUCGCACUACCUUGGCCGAGCAUUCAGUGGCAACGAUGCACUCCGUUGGCUGUCCAACUUUGGAGAAGAGUGGGGUUUGCUUUCUUCCCAAGAUGCGUUCGUGUUCGUCGAUAAUCACGACAAUCAGCGUGGCCACGAUGGAAUCCUCACGUACAAGGAACCGAAGCCGUACAAAAUGGCAACCGCAUUUGCAGCGGCCUAUCCGUUCGGACAGCUGCGCAUUAUGAGUUCCUUCGCCUUUACCAGCUUCGAUCAGGGUCCGCCGGCCGACGCACAGGGCAAUUUGCUGUCGCCCAUCAUCAACCCGGACACAACGUGCGGUGGCGGAUGGGUGUGCGAGCACCGAUGGCGCCAGAUGUAUAGCAUGAUCCACUUCCGCAACCUUGCCUGGGGUACACCGAUGCUGCACUGGUGGGACAAUGGUAACAAUCAGAUCGCAUUUGCCCGUGGAAACAUUGGUUUCGUGGCGUUUAACCUCGAACCGUUCGACAUGAACGUGAUCCUGCAGACCGGACUACCGGCCGGUAUCUACUGUGAUGUCAUUUCUGGUUCGCGCGAAGGUGAAACGUGUACUGGCCUGCAGGUGAUCGUAGAACCAAACGGUUACGCAUCGAUUUCCAUCCGUGCCACUGCCGAGGACGGUGUGAUUGCUAUCCACAGUGAGUCCCGACUCUGAUGUGACCUGAGAUGAAACUGUACCACGAUGGUUAGAUUGGAAUUUCCCACGAUAGUUCCUCGUACGCAUCGCAGUUAUACUGGAACCAACGGUCCGCACAAAGCUUCGAGCAAAACAUAACACUGAGCACGAAGCUUCGCGCAUAUUCCUUGCUGAAAGUAAAUAGAAAUAAAAACAA
Messenger RNA from Anopheles funestus (African malaria mosquito), 2208 nucleotides. Its product is annotated as alpha-amylase A-like. Bases 360 to 2030 code for a protein of 556 amino acids. Gene Ontology annotation, molecular function: alpha-amylase activity; cation binding. Gene Ontology annotation, biological process: carbohydrate metabolic process. The transcript has 2 exons. Lineage: Eukaryota; Metazoa; Arthropoda; Insecta; Diptera; Culicidae. The record is from RefSeq and is a predicted model, not a curated record.